Molecule: messenger RNA, 1186 nt
Organism: Chaetomium fimeti
Lineage: Eukaryota; Fungi; Ascomycota; Sordariomycetes; Sordariales; Chaetomiaceae
Product: malate dehydrogenase mitochondrial precursor
Exons: 3
Coding region: 1-1011 (336 amino acids)
Biological process (GO): malate metabolic process; tricarboxylic acid cycle
Cellular component (GO): cytoplasm; mitochondrion
Molecular function (GO): L-malate dehydrogenase (NAD+) activity
Source: RefSeq, a predicted model, not a curated record
AUGUUCAUGGCCUCCAGGAUCCAGACCCGCGCCUUCUCGGCGUCGGCGAGAAACCUCUCCAAGGUUACCGUUCUCGGUGCCGCCGGUGGCAUCGGCCAGCCGUUGUCGCUGCUCCUCAAGCUCAACCCCAGAGUCACUGAGCUUGCGCUUUACGACAUCCGUGGCGCCCCUGGCGUUGCGGCCGAUGUGUCCCACGUCAACACCAAGUCCAACGUCAAGGGUUACGAGCCGACCCCCAGCGGCCUGGCCAGUGCGCUCAAGGGCGCCGAGGUGGUCCUGAUCCCCGCCGGCGUGCCCCGCAAGCCGGGCAUGACCCGCGACGACCUGUUCAACACCAACGCCUCCAUCGUGCGCGACCUGGCCAAGGCCUGCGCCGAGUCGGCCCCCGAGGCCAACAUCCUGGUCAUCAGCAACCCCGUCAACUCGACCGUGCCCAUCUGCGCCGAGGUCUUCAAGGCCCGCGGCGUCUACAACCCCAAGCGCCUCUUCGGCGUCACCACCCUCGACGUCGUGCGCGCGUCCCGCUUCGUCAGCGAGAUCAAGAAGACCGACCCGGUCGACGAGAAGAUCACCGUCGUGGGCGGCCACAGCGGCGUGACCAUCGUGCCGCUCUUCAGCCAGAGCAGCCACCCGGACCUGUCGUCCAACGCCGACCUGGUCAAGCGCGUGCAGUUCGGCGGCGACGAGGUCGUCAAGGCCAAGGACGGCGCGGGCUCCGCGACCCUGUCCAUGGCCAUGGCCGGCGCCCGCAUGGCCGAGUCGCUGCUCCGCGCCUCGCAGGGCGAGAAGAACGUGGUCGAGCCCACCUUCGUCGACAGCCCGCUCUACAAGGACCAGGGCAUCGACUUCUUCAGCUCCCAGGUCGAGCUCGGCCCCAACGGUGUCGAGAAGAUCCUGCCCAUCGGCAAGGUCGACGCCGUCGAGGAGAAGCUGAUCGAGGCCUGCCUGACCGACCUCAAGGCCAACAUCCAGAAGGGCAAGGCCUUCGUCGCCGAGAACCCGGGCAACUAAGUUGUUUAAUACAAGAAUUGGCAAUGCGGAUGACCAAGCGGGCUCUCUGGGCUGACCUUGCGUCUCCAACCGCUUACCCUAUGAACGAGCAAGACGCGAUUGCUUGUGAUGUAUAAUACUAGCAACGCAUUUUGAAUUUGCAGUUGACCCAACCUACGAGCUGGGCCGUCCAAUA